Molecule: messenger RNA, 750 nt
Organism: Lycium barbarum (goji berry)
Lineage: Eukaryota; Viridiplantae; Streptophyta; Magnoliopsida; Solanales; Solanaceae
Exons: 3
Coding region: 1-750 (249 amino acids)
Source: RefSeq, a predicted model, not a curated record
AUGGAUCUUAAGCCACCAGAGUUUGAUGCUUCACUAACUUCUAUUGAACCUCAGAAGUUCAUUGAUCGUUGUGAAAAGAUAUUGACUACGUUGGGGCUGAAGGAGACUCGUGGUGUGGAUUUUUCCACUUUCUUAUUCUCAGGGUCUGCAGAGUCUUGGUGGAUUGCGAUUCAGAGAGGUACACAAGCAGGGUUACCACCUAUUACUUGGUCAGAAUUCUUAGCACUGUUUAAGGACAGGUUUAUUCCAUUAAGCAAGCAAGAUGACAUGAGACGUCAGUUCAAUAAUCUGCGGCAGGGAACUAUGACCGUUACAGAAUAUGAGGCCAAGUUUACAGAUUUAUCCAGGUAUGUACUUUAUUUGGUAGAGGAUCCGAGAGAGAAGGUGAGACGAUUUGUGGAUGGACUUGAGCAUCGCUAUCGUGGUCCUGUGGUACGAGAUGUGCGAUAUGGUACCUAUUCAGAUGUAGUUGACACUGCUCUCCGUUACGAAUCCUAUCUAGAGAUGGACAAAGUUGAGCGUGAAAGCAAAAAAGCCACAAAUCACAGUGGUCGUUGCUUUGGGGCAGAUGGGGCUUGUUUUACUUGUGGUGAAAAGGGGCAUAUUGCUAAAUACUAUCCUAAAGGAAAUUCUGGUGCUAGUCAAGCUACUACACAGCCGCUGGGAACUACUACAGCUACACAGGGGUGCUACUCAGUUUUCAAAAAUCGACUUGAGAUCAGGUUAUCAUCAACUGAGAAUGAAGACUGA